Messenger RNA from Cladocopium goreaui, 844 nucleotides. Lineage: Eukaryota; Dinophyceae; Suessiales; Symbiodiniaceae. The record is from the annotation of a GenBank genome assembly.
GGAAGGCAUUGCAUCCCAUCUCAUUAUGGGACAAGUGCAAUGCUGCUGCUGCCGAGAACGAGAAUCGGAAGCUUUGUGCCCUGCGCUGGAGGAGCUAUGGGGCGAAGGUGGCCAGGGCCCCGACGGCCCCGACGGCCCCGACGGCUCCGACAACCCAGAGAUGCAGAUGUCGACUGCUGAGGCCUGGCAGCGCACCCCGCGCGGUCGCGAAGGGCUCCCCACCAUGGUCAUCGGCCCCCGCGCGCGCAGCCUGGGGACCCUGGCGGAGCCUCAGAAGGAGAGCCUGGGAAGUUGCAAGGCCGAGAGCGAGUCGCCGGCGCGCAAGCAGUGGCGUAGGGUCCGGCGAUUGUAUGACGGUGGCUAUGUCAUGCAAGGGCUGCUCAAUGACAUUCGGUCCAAGCAGACGGAAGGCAUGUACAACCUGGACUGGGCCAACCUGCCCGUCCAACGAGCUCAGAGCUCGCAACCCACGAGCCCCACGAGCUCAGCGAUGAACGGCCAGCUGCGCUCUUCGCCGCGCAGAAGCGACGAGACGGAGGCGGUCUACGCGAAAGACUGGACUUCGUCGGUGCCGGGGCACCCGUCCCCCGCGGCCAUCGAGAACUGGAAGAAGGUCAGACGCGUGUCGGAUGCCAACAAGGUCUUCAAUGGUGUGCUGGAUGGUGUGCGCUGCCGGCAGACGGAAGAGAUGUAUGCCAAGGACUGGACACAGGCCUCACCAUCGGCCGCCAGUGACCAGGAGCCGUUGACGGCAGUGAGUGCCGAGUGCUCGGCCAGCGCAAGUGGAUAGGAAAAAGCGAAAAAGCUGAAAGGAGGAUGGCUGAAUGAUGUAAGGAUCUGUGAG